This is a messenger RNA of Humulus lupulus (European hop), 468 nucleotides long. RefSeq lists its product as uncharacterized. The record is from RefSeq and is a predicted model, not a curated record. Bases 1 to 468 code for a protein of 155 amino acids. The transcript has a single exon. NCBI's taxonomy places the organism in Eukaryota, Viridiplantae, Streptophyta, Magnoliopsida, Rosales, Cannabaceae.
AUGGCUACUCCAAUGUCCUCUGCUAGUACUCUCUCACUUCAUUCUGGUCUCCCUUUGGCAAAUGGCACUCAUUACCAGUCCAUUAUGGGUGCUUUGCAGUAUUGUACGUUAACCCGACCUGACAUUGCCUUUAGUGUGAACAAGGCUUGUCAAUUUAUGCACUCUCCCACAGACUCUCAUUGGCAAGUCGUUAAACACAUCCUUCGCUAUUUGGCUGGUUCCAUUGACUAUGGUUUCUUCUAUCAACCCUCUACCGAUCCUACAUUGUUGUGUUACAUUGAUGCGGAUUGGGCUUCUUGCCCCAAUGAUCGUAGAAUUACAAGUGCCUUUUGUAUCUUUCAUGGAGUUAAUCUUAUUUCCUGGUCUUCGAGCAAACAACGAGUGGUUUCUCGCUCUAGCACUGAAUUUGAAUACCGUAGUCUCGCCAACGGUACUGCUGAAUUGUUAUGGCUUCGCUCUCUCUUUUAG